This is a messenger RNA of Pantherophis guttatus, 7726 nucleotides long. The record is from RefSeq and is a predicted model, not a curated record. NCBI's taxonomy places the organism in Eukaryota, Metazoa, Chordata, Lepidosauria, Squamata, Colubridae.
CACCCAGGCGGUGUCAGGAGCCGCGACCGCCCCCCCCCCGUCUCGGAGGUCGGAAUCGGCGGCCCUGCGAGUAGAAAGCGAGGGCGGCUGGGACGAGGCGCUUCCUCCCUUUAGGCCUCGCCCUGCGCGGCGGCUCCUCUGCUUGCAGGGCGGGGCUCUGGCGGGGCCGGGGGUUGGGGCGAGGCCCUCGGCCGGAAGGCGGAGCAGAGAGCAGCGCCGUGCGGAGUGGGAGAAGCGGGGCCGCCGGUCUGUCGCCGGCUUUGGUGCCUGAGGCGACGAUCCAGGAUAGGAAGCGAGGAGGAGGAGGAGGAUGGAGGCAGCCACGCAGGCGGCCCCCCGGUUCCAAGGCCGGCUCCGUGGGACGCUUUGGGGGCUCAGUUUCAGGCCCCCGAAGAGGAAAGCCAUACAAUGGAAGAGGAAUAGCUUCUCAUGUAUUACUUGCUUUUGUUCUGCGGAAAGUAGAAAGUUGUCUAAUACCUGAUUUAUGAUAAUCAAGAAGAACAAGAAUUUGGAAAUCAAGAUGAGAACCAACAAAGUUUACAAGCUUGUCAUACACAAGAAAGGCUUCGGAAGCAGCGAUGAUGAACUUAUGGUGAACCCCAAAGUAUUUCUUCAGAUCAAGUUGGGAGAUAUAGUGGAAAUAGCACACCCCAAUGAUGAAUACAGUCCACUCCUCCUGCAAGUGAAGUCGCUCAAGGAAGACUUACAGAAAGAAACCAUCAGUGUUGAUCAGACCGUUGCUCAGGUGUUUCGACUGAGGCCCUACCAGGAUGUCCAUGUGAACGUUGUGGACUCCAAGGAUGUGACUCUGGAUUUAGUGGAGCUGACGUUCAAGGACCAGUACAUCGGACGUGGGGAUAUGUGGCGCCUUAAGAAAAGCUUGGUUGGCACGUGUGCUUACAUCACUCAGAAAGUUGAAUAUGCAGGUAUUCGGGCUCAGGCAGGUGAACUGUGGGUCAAAAGUGAGAAAGUCACCUGUGGCUACAUCAGCGAGGAUACUCGGGUGGUGUUCCGCUCGACUUCAGCCAUGGUUUACAUCUUCAUCCAGAUGAGCUGUGAAAUGUGGGACUUCGACAUCUAUGGAGACCUUUACUUUGAGAAGGCCGUGAACGGCUUCCUCGCUGACCUUUUCACCAAGUGGAAGGAGAAGAACUGUAGCCACGAAGUGACCGUGAUUCUCUUUUCCCGGACCUUCUAUAGCGCCAAGUCAUUAAAUGAAUUCCCAGAGUUGCAUCGUUGCUCAGUCCAACAGAACCACGAAGGGCGCUUCUACGAAGACUUCUAUAAGGUUGUGGUUCAAAAUGAACGGCGAGAGGAAUGGACUUCUCUGCUUGUGACUAUUAAGAAGCUCUUCAUCCAGUACCCAGUUCUGGUGCGCCUGGAGAAGGCAGAGAAUUUCCCACCAGGAUACAACUCCACCUCUGCUCAAGGAAAUUAUUUGGAGGCCAUAAAUCUCUCGUUUAAUGUGUUUGACAAACAUUACAUCAACCGAAAUUUUGACCGGACAGGACAGAUGUCUGUGGUCAUCACGCCAGGGGUGGGUGUCUUUGAAGUGGACCGGCUUCUCAUGAUCUUGACCAAGCAACGGAUGAUAGACAAUGGGAUCGGGGUAGAUCUGGUGUGCAUGGGAGAACAGCCCCUGCACGCAGUGCCUCUUUUCAAGCUACACAAUCGCUGCAGUUCUGGGGAUCCUCGCUUGGGAGAUGAUUACAAUAUACCCCACUGGAUCAACCACAGUUUCUACACUUCCAAAAGUCAACUUCAAUGCAACAGUUUCACCCCACGGAUCAAACUGGCAGCUCGGAAGCCACAGAGUGAAAAGGCCAAAAGUAGCAGGGAAUCUUCCUUGGGAGCGCCUAAGGAGACCGAGAACGCACUUCCCAUUCAAGUUGACUACGAUGCCUAUGAUGCCCAGGUGUUCCAUCUGCCCGGCCCCUCCAGAGCCCCACGUUGCACCACCUUCAGCAGGCCUGUACGGGAGAGAGAGAGCCGGCCCUGGAAGACCUCCAGCUCCUACGAUGCCUCCUCCAGCCCCUCCAUGCAGAGUCGGCCCCUGCCCCCCGAAGAGGUUCGGAGCCAAGCUUCAGAUGACAGCUCUCUGGGGAGGAUCUCGGACAUCUUUGUGAUCCCCCGGCCCCACCUGCACCUGCAGUACGAAGUCAGCAGCUCUUUGGGCUACACCAGCAGCCGAGAUCACCUUGAGAACAUGUUGGAGGCUCAGCAGCGAGACUCAAGCGCCCCUGGAAGAUUUCACGUGGGGAGUGCCGAGUCCCGGCUGCACAUCCGCUCUGCCGGGGGCUACACACCACAGCGGGCACUGAUCAACCCCUUCGCCCCUUCCCGGAUGCCCAUGAAGCUCACGUCCAACAGGAGGCGCUGGAUGCACACGUUCCCCGUGGGUCCUUCUGGAGAAGCCAUCCAGAUCCAUCACCAGACCCGUCAGAACAUGGCCGAAAUGCAGGGCAGUGGGCAGCGGGACUGGACUCACUCCUCAGCUGAGCUGUUGGAACUUGCUUAUCACGAGGCGGCUGGCAGGCAUGGCAUUUCUAGGCAGUCAGAGGACAGCAGUUCCUGCUUGAGCUUCAGAGACAUGAAAGAUUAUCCAAACCAGCUAGCAGGCAGCCAAGAUCCAGCAAAGGCAGGAAUGAAUGCCCACACACCCAGCAAGGAGCUGCUGGAUGGCUCACCAGAUCCAAUUCUGACACUGUCUGCUCCCCCCAUAGUGCCAGGCUUCUGUUGUACUGUUGGGGUGGACUGGAAGUCUCUCACCACUCCGGCCUGUCUUCCCCUGACCACGGAUUACUUCCCGGACCGCCAGAGCCUCCGGAACGACUAUACUGAGGGCUGCUACGACCUCCUUCCUGAAGCGGACCUUGAGAGGAGGGACGAGGAAGGCCUGCUGAUGACAGCCCAGCAGGUCUUUGAGGAAUUCAUCUGCCAGCGUCUCAUGCAGGGCUACCAACUCAUUGUGCAGAGCAAGCCCCAGAAGCCAGCAGCGGUCCAGCCCCCCCUUAGCAGCAGCCCCCUGUACAGCAGAGGUCUUGUGUCACGCAAUCGACCUGAGGAGGAUGACCAGUACUGGCUGAGCAUGGGCCGGACCUUCCAUAAAGUGACUCUGAAGGACAAAAUCAUCACGGUCACUCGGUAUCUGCCAAAGUACCCGUAUGAAUCUGCCCAGAUCAAUUACACUUACAGUCUGUGUCCUUCCCACUCAGACUCAGAGUUUGUCUCUUGCUGGGUGGACUUUUCCCACGAGAGGCUAGAGGAAUAUAAGUGGAAUUACCUGGAUCAGUACAUCUGCUCGGCUGGUUCGGAAGAUUUCAGCCUGAUUGAGUCGCUCAAAUUCUGGCGGACACGUUUCCUGCUCCUGCCGGCCUGCAUCAGCGCCACCAAGCGCAUCAUGGAAGGUGAAGCCCACUGUGAUAUCUAUGGUGGCAAGGCUCGCUCUGACGAAGAGGAGUGGCAGCUCUUGGACGGCUUCAUUCGUUUUGUGGAAGGGCUGAACCGCAUCCGCAGGCGGCACCGUUCGGACCGGAUCCUCCGGAAAGGUCCUGCAAUGAAAGGCCUGCAGAUCACCAGCCCCCUUCCUGCCCCCUCUCUGGAACCUUCAGGGCCGCCUCCACUGGCCAAGAAGGGGACCUCCGCGCUCUCGGCUCUCUUAGAGAUGGAGGCCAGCCAAAGGAUAUUGGGGGAACAACAAGCCGCAGCCCUUGCUGGGAAGACCUCUGUCCAGCCAGCGGAGACUGGCAGCAUCGCCAUGACACCCACCUACCUGGACAGUCCACGGAAGGUCUCUGUCGAUCAGUCUGUCCCAGGAACCCUGGAAGGCAGCACUGCUAUCAACACAGCCCAGCCUAUAGACCGUAGCAGCAUCCAAGCCAGCUCUCUCCACGGAGGGGACCAGACCUCGGCCACUUCUGGUCCUUUGGAAAACAGCUCCCAGCCAUCCUCUGCCAGUUCCCUGACAUCUUCGUCUACUUUGCUGGAAAUCCUUGAAGCCAUGAAACAUCCCACCACAGGGAUCCAGCUGCUCUCUGAGCAGAAAGGCCUCUCCCCAACCUGCUUCAUCAGUGCAGAAGUCGUGCACUGGCUGGUGAACAUGGUGGAAGGGGUGCAGACGCAGGCCAUGGCCAUCGACAUCAUGCAGAAAAUGCUGGAGGAGCAGCUGAUAAUACAUGCUUCCGGAGAGGCACUUCGCACCUUUAUUUAUGGGUUUUAUUUCUAUAAGAUGGUGGAAGACAAGGAGCAAGAGCGAGGGGGGAUUCAGCAGCCCGCCCUGUGGCACACGGCGGCCAAGGACGAGUUCUCUGCCUUCCAGCGAAAGUGGUUUGAGGUGGCUUUUGUGGCGGAAGAGCUCCUUCAUUCGGACAUCCCAGCAUUCCUCCUGCCGUGGCUGCCCAGCCGCCCAGCCUCCUAUGCCAGCAGGCACAGCUCCUUCAGCCGCAGCUUUGGAGGACGGAGCCAGGCGGCGGCGUUACUGGCUGCCACAGUGCCAGAACAGCGGACGGUGACCCUGGACGUGGACAUAAACAACCGCACGGAUCGGCUGGAGUGGUGCAGCUGUUACUAUCACGGCAACUUCUCCCUCAGUGCCGCCUUUGAGAUCAAGCUGCACUGGAUGGCGGUGACGGCAGCUGUUCUCUUUGAGAUGGUCCAAGGCUGGCAUCGCAAAGCCACUUCCUGUGGGUUCCUGCUGGUCCCAGUCCUGGAAGGCCCGUUUGCGCUGCCCAGUUACUUGUACGGAGACCCCCUUCGAGCCCAGCUUUUCAUCCCACUCAGCAUCAGCUGCCUGCUGAAAGAGGGCAGUGAGCACCUCUUUGAUGGCUUUGAGCCAGAAACCUAUUGGGACCGGAUGCACCUUCUGCAGGAGGCCAUUGCACAAAGGUUUGGAUUCAUACAGGAUAAAUACUCGGCCUCUGCCUUCAACUUCCCUGCAGAGAACAAGCCCCAGUAUAUCCAUGUUACAGGCACGGUCUUCCUCCAGCUGCCGUACUCCAAGCGGAAGUUCUCCGGGCAGCAGCGCCGCCGACGCAACUCCACCAGCUCCUCCAACCAGAACGUCUUCUGCGAGGAGCGCAUUGGCUACAACUGGGCCUAUAACACCAUGCUGACCAAAACCUGGCGAUCCAGUGCCACUGGCGACGAGAGGUUUGCCGACCGGCUGCUGAAAGACUUCACGGACUUCUGCUGCAACAAGGAUGGCCGGCUCGUCUCCUUCUGGACGGGCUGCCUGGAGAAGAUGCAUGCCAGCGCGCCCUGAGGAACGGCUUCUGCAGCCGGGCAAAGCCAAACUCAGCCGGGAGCAGCCAAAGCCCUGUGGCAGGCCUGGCAUCUGAGUGAGCAACCAGGGCCUGCAAGGGCCAGACUGAGGUGGACGAAGAUCGGAGGGACCGAAAAAUAGCGGAGAGAAGUUUGUACUGGAAGGCCGAUGCCUGCCCCUGUGUGGCAGAUGCUAUGCAUAUAUAAAUAUGUAAAUAUAUAUAGUAUAAAUACGGAAUUCACAAUUCAAUCAAUAGGAAAGAACAUCCUUUCCCUCCCGUCCUUUGUAUUUUGAUAAGCCUGCAGCCUAUUUGAAAGGUAGGUAGAGAAAAGGAAGAGUGCACAAACGGCCACGGCUGAAAAGACCCUGGUGGAAAGGGAGACUUUAAAGAGGCUGGGUGGGAGAGAGCAAGGCGAAAGGAUCAGGGAAGCAGAAACGGCUUUCCAAGGAGAAGAAGGAUGGGAUCCCCUGCUGAAAGGUGAAGCCAGAGAGAGAAGCAGAAGGAAGCACCCUGGGCAUGCUUGGUCUGGUAGUUAAAGCACCGGGUUAGAAACCAGGAGCCGUGAGUUCAAGUCCUGCCUCAGGCAAGAAAACCAGCUGGGUGACUUUGAGCCAAUCACCAGGAGAUGGGGAGUUCUAGUCCAGCUUUAGGCAUCAAAAUCGGCUGGGUGACCUUCAGCCAGUGACUCUCAGCCCAGCCCCCCUCACAGGGUGAUGGUGGUUGUGGAGAAAAUGAGUAUUGAUAUGUUUGCCACCAUGAGUUAUUUGUAAAAAUUUCAUAAAGGUGGACUCUAAAAGAAAUACAUAAUAAAUAAACCUGGGCCUAAGUGUCUUCCAAAGUGAAGGCCUUGCCAGCCUCGAUAUUCCUGCUAGUUCAAGAAGAGAGCAAAGUCUGCCCUUCCCCCCACCCCCCAGACUCAGCCCAUUUCCCGAGAAGCCAUUCCAAGCUGCCAGAGGUGCAGGCAACAAAGCCAGGAGUCUGAGUGGGGAGGCAGGCAAGGACCUCUGCAGGCCUCCGGAAGGGCCGAGUCAGGGAAUUUGGCCAAGGAGGCCGCCUGCUUAUUUAUUUAUUCAAUUUGUAUGCUGCCAAUCUCUGGGAGCUGCCUGGGCAUUGGGCCGUUUGUCCAAGCGAAGGUGCUGUGGGAGGGCAGCCUUCCUCCCCCAAACCCUCUGGCUUUAUACCUCCAGCAUCCGUGGUGCCUUUUGGUACUUGCUGGUGUUAUCGGUCAUCUACCAGAGAGGGGUGUGUGUGUGUGUGUGUGUUUUCCCCACAAUCUCUACCUCCCUGGCAAAUAAAAGGAAUUUUCUUCAUCAGUGGGGUCUGCAGCUCCACUUCCUGGCCCUGACCAGAAGCAGGAAUCUCUUGCAAAGAUCUGUUGGGAAAUCAGGAGGAACCACAUCAUUAAGGACAAAGUUGUCGCCUGAACCAGACAAAGGAAGCUGGGCCUGGCCACGUGCGAGACCCCUCCCCAGAUCCCCCCAGCAAGGCAAAAGGAGCUGGCCAGCUUGUGAACCAACACAGCAAAGAUUUGGGGAGAGAAAAAGGGGUCCCUCCUGAAGCCCGCCCUGCUCGGAGUUGCCUUUGGAACAAGAUGGGGCAGCUCCUUGCCAGCCCAGCCACGGAGCAGGCAGGUAAGCGUGGCUGGGUGGCAGGUGUGAAAAAGGCAAAACCCUCCAUUGCAACCAGCAACGUUUGGCCACCGUCUUUCCCAGUUGCUGCCUACCAGCCGGUCGCCUAGACACGGGGGGCAGGGGGGAGAGAGCUUCAAGUCCGGCAGGGCGAGUGGGCCAGAGCUGCGCACCUCAGCUGGGAGUGGCAGGUAAUGGAACCCCAUGGGGCCCUUUCCCCACAGGCAGCACCAAGUUCAGGCCAGCGUUUCCUAAAGUCUGGCUAGUUGCCCACCCCUGGGUUAGGGUGGCACAGUUCCCCUGGGGGGCCUCUGCUGAAAAUUGGCCCUCAAAAAGGACUUUCCCCCCCCCUCCCAAUUCCCCGCCUUUACUGGGGAAAGGAUAGGAACCGAGUGACCCCUCUCGUUUUUAUAUCCUCACAUCUUAGAUUGAUGACUCCCUUUCCUGUCAGAUCCUUAAAAGUGAUACUGCCAAUCAAUCGGGAGAAGGGGGACACUUGGAUUCGAUUCACUAGCAUUGCCUGUGUCAACAGAUAUUUUACAACCUAUAUCCUGGCGCCAAAGAGCCCUGAGAUCCCCUUUACCUGCAGGAAUUUUUAUGAUAGCCAUGUGGGUUGUUUCACUUUAAAGGAUAAUGGUGGGAAUGCAUGUGUGUUCGGGUUCUCAGAGAAACUAGUAAAGAAAACAUCUUCACACUUGUAUAUUGACUAAAAUCUGCAUUCUGACUUAAAGGGAGGGGUCUCUACCACUUUAAUCCUACUGUCUUGCCUAAGGGUAUUCAGAUCUUGCUUUAGCUGGAUGGCUUUCACUUCUGCUUAAUAAAAGUUCUCUUGAACAA